Molecule: messenger RNA, 1324 nt
Organism: Cyclopterus lumpus (lumpfish)
Lineage: Eukaryota; Metazoa; Chordata; Actinopteri; Perciformes; Cyclopteridae
Gene: creld1a
Product: protein disulfide isomerase Creld1
Exons: 6
Coding region: 84-803 (239 amino acids)
Molecular function (GO): calcium ion binding
Source: RefSeq, a predicted model, not a curated record
CAAGUUUGAGAAGCACAUGUCAGCUGCACUCACAGCUUUUACACUUUUACAAAGACGACACAGUUCAGACUCAGCCGAAGCUCAUGGAGAUGGGAGAAAGGAUGCUUCACAGGAACCUGCUGCAGGCUGCUUGGCUGUGUUGGCUGUUGGCUGUUCAGGUGCACAGCUGUCCAGAUACCUGCAGCAAGUGUUCAGGCCCAGAAAACGACCAGUGUGAGGAAUGCAGAGCGGGAUGGACACUCCAUAAUAACAUCUGUGUAGACGUCGAUGAGUGUGGCACCGAGCUGGGUAUCUGUCCUACAAACAGUUACUGCUUCAAUACGGAUGGAUCAUUUGAUUGCCGAGACUGUUCCCCGGCCUGUGUGGGCUGUAUGGGUAGCGGACCAGCACGCUGCAGGAAAUGUGCCUCUGGAUUCACACUGACAGGGUCCAAGUGUGUGGAUGUAGAUGAAUGUAGUGACAGGGUACUGGCCUGUCAUGGUCUGGAUGAGAUUUGUACCAACACAGAGGGCUCUUUCCGCUGUGACUGUGCUAAAGGCUUCUUCCAUAAGGAUGCUGUCUGUGUGAAGAAGCAGCAUCCUAGUGUUCAAGAGAAAGGUCUGUUUGAGGAUAUCCAGGACGACGAGUUGGAGGUGCUGCAGCAGAUGCUCUUCGGGGUGGUGCUGUGUGCUCUGGCCACAUUGGCUGCGAAGGGAGAUUUGGUCUACACAUCUGUAUUCAUGGGAGCAUUGGCCGCCAUGGCAGGGCACUGGCUAUCUGACAGGGGAGACCGGUUAUUAGGCGGCUUCCUAAAGGGACGUUAAAGCUUCAAAGUGUUGCAAAAGGACUUUCAUGAGCCACUGCUCGGCAAGGCCCUAACAAUCAUAGUUCAGACAAAGCAGAUGAAUCGUGUGCCUUUACUUGUAUAAUAGACAAAAGUUAUUGAUAUGAAGUUAGCUUCAGCUUUCAAACGUCAUUCUGUAAUAUCACAGAGCUGUGCAAAAUGAGUGGGAAAAUCGAUUCUUGACCUUUUAAAAGCCAGUUUGACAAAGUUUCAUUCAAGGUGCACUUACCAGCUUCGUCUGGAGCUUUUCAACUAUUUCACUGUCUUCCUCGGUAGAUUGAGUUUGCUUUGUUGUCACAGACUCCAAUCAUUGAUGAAAACCGUUAGAUGCUUUUGAAAUCAGUUAAAGCGUCAGGCUUAUUGUCCAAAGAGAAAGAAACGUGCUGAGAUCGUCUCCUGCUUUUCAUGUUUUUUAAGCAGCCAUCUUGUUCUGUUCUUGUUCAUUUGGAGCCACCAAUGCACAAUGUUGUCAUUUGGAGCUUGAUUAAAGAGGAAUAUACA